UUCAAGAGACGUGCUUUCAGCAACAAAACGCAUUCUCUGAUAAACACAAAUCGGUUCCUUAUUUUCAUAACUUUUAUCUUAUUUUUGCCUACUUUAUUCAAGUUAACGUUUGCGUGUGAUUUGCAAGUGUUCUGUUGUGCUAUUAGUUAUAUAAAAAUCUUACAAACAUUAAAAGCGGAGUUUUUCAGAGGAAAUAUAGGUUAAAGACCUAAGGUUGCUUGUCGCUACAAGUUCCAGUUUUCUGGCUUAAUUUGAUGGGUCACCAGCUAUGUUGCAAGCCCUAGGUAAGCGUAAUCACUUCACUCAGCCUUUGAUUUGUUCGCAAAAUGGCGCCAAUCGCGACGUACGUGUUUAUUGACUUAGAAACUACUGGUAUACCAAAAGAAGAAUUUAAUAAAACGAGAAUUACUGAACUUAGUUUGGUGGCGGUGAAAAGGGAACACUUGUUGGCCACUCGCCCCGGGGCGACACCCCGCGUGCUACAUAAGUUAACCUUGUGCUUAAACCCUGGACGUCCUAUACACCCUGACUGCACAGAAGUAACUGGGCUCUGCAAUUUUUUACUCGAAGAUGAACCCACUUUUAAGCAAGUAUCAGAUCCCAUCAUCAGUUUCAUAAACCUGUUUACGAAACCUGUGUGUUUGAUAGCACAAAACGGACUCCAUUUCGACUUUCCAAUCCUCAAGAAUCAUUUUGAGAAGUUGAAUGUAUCUCUUUCGGAUGAUAUACUGUGUGCUGAUUGCUAUCAUGGUUUCUACGAUAUUCUAGAAGAGAAGAAGAAGAUAACUUUGCCUGAAGCUACUACAAGUAGUAGUGCAGAUGGUGGAAAUCAAGUACGAAAACAAAAUGGUACUUCUAUUGAUGAUGUAACAUUACUAGCUCCUAAUACUCUACCUAUGAAACUGAGUAAUGAGACUACUCCGAAACAAUCACCCAAACCAACUGCAAUAAGGACUGCUGUAGAUCAGAAUAGAGUAUCAAAAGCAAGAAGACGGUUCCCCUUUUCUAAAGGUGAAAAACCAACAGAAAAAUAUAAAUUAAAAGCUAUCUACGAAAGAGUUCUGAACCGUCCAGCUAUAGAGGCCCAUCGGGCUGAGAAUGACUGCAUUCUUGCUCUAGAAGUUUCUGCAGCUCUGGCCCAAGAAUUCGUCAAGUGGGUUGAUGAGAAUUAUGUGCCAUUUUCUAUAGUUAAACCAAUGACUAUAGGUGUUCCUUUGGGAGAAUAAUUUUGAAUAACAGUUUUAGUUAUAGACAUGUUUUAUUUUCAUGUUAUCAAUUGAAUUUAGUUAAAGCAAAUUACAUUUUACCUUAACAUUUUUUUCUAGCAUACUUAACACUUUUAUAUUCUCUUAUACAUAAUUGUUUGUAAACAUAUUUUUAAGUAAAGUCUAUUUACAUAUUUUU
Pectinophora gossypiella (pink bollworm) is the source of this 1404-nucleotide messenger RNA. Its product is annotated as three-prime repair exonuclease 1-like. Gene Ontology annotation, cellular component: cytoplasm. Gene Ontology annotation, biological process: DNA catabolic process. Lineage: Eukaryota; Metazoa; Arthropoda; Insecta; Lepidoptera; Gelechiidae. Gene Ontology annotation, molecular function: nucleic acid binding; 3'-5'-DNA exonuclease activity. The record is from RefSeq and is a predicted model, not a curated record. The coding region runs from base 327 to 1226 and encodes 299 amino acids. The transcript has a single exon.